Messenger RNA from Tetrahymena thermophila SB210, 411 nucleotides. RefSeq lists its product as hypothetical. The transcript has a single exon. The record is from RefSeq and is a predicted model, not a curated record. Lineage: Eukaryota; Ciliophora; Oligohymenophorea; Hymenostomatida; Tetrahymenidae.
AUGUAUCAAUUAAGGUUACUUAGGAACAUAUAUUUGAAAUGUCUUAUCACUUUUUCAAUGAAAGGAACCACUAGUUUUCUAUUUCGUACUUUUUCUAGUUUAGUGAAUACAUUGAUACCAAAAAUCCAAUCAAUAUAAAAAUAAAAAAGUAAUGACUAUUUUUAAAGAGUUUUGUAUCUUUAUCUGCACAAGCAUGAUAUUCCAUUUCUUCGAAGCUGUCAUUUUCGUCUUUUACAUUUUAGUAAUAGCAUUUAUUUGUGUAUAUAAAUGAGUUUUACUUGCAUUCAGCUAUUUACUUUAGUUCCUAGUACGAGCACUCACGACAUGAGUCUAAUAGAAUGCAAUUUACUUAUUUAUAUUCUUCAGAAUCAACAUUUACUUAAUCUUCGCUCUUUCCUUCGCAAAAAAUGA